Molecule: messenger RNA, 1976 nt
Organism: Paraphaeosphaeria sporulosa
Lineage: Eukaryota; Fungi; Ascomycota; Dothideomycetes; Pleosporales; Didymosphaeriaceae
Product: heme peroxidase
Exons: 4
Coding region: 28-1908 (626 amino acids)
Biological process (GO): response to oxidative stress
Molecular function (GO): heme binding; oxidoreductase activity, acting on single donors with incorporation of molecular oxygen, incorporation of two atoms of oxygen; peroxidase activity
Source: RefSeq, a predicted model, not a curated record
GCAUCGCAUCACGCCACUCUUUUCAAAAUGCCUUCCUUACAGCCCGACUCCGCAAACCCAUACACACCCUCCCUCCCAAAGAAAGCCCUCAUCUUCCUUUUCAAGGGCGUAAAUAAAUUCGUCCCAUGGCACAAGCUCCCCACCUACAUCGGUGUCCUGAACCUCGCAGCCUAUCGCUACGAGCUGCGGCAGCACAACCUCCACGAUACGUAUCCCUCGCCCUCGUACCAAGGUAGCGCCACCUCGGACCCUGUUCCCCAUGAAUUUGCCCACACGCGAAACUCAGAUGGUCUGUACAAUGAUACAAAUCAGCCAAAGAUGGGCUGUGUGGGUAUGCGAUUUGGUCGGAAUGUGGGUAGAGACCAUACCAAGAAGCCGAGCGAAGAGGAGCUGCUGAGUCCGAAUCCGAGGGUUGUGAGCGAGGUCUUGCUGAAAAGGGAAGGUUUCAAGCCGGCGACGAUAUUGAAUCUGUUGGCGGCUGCUUGGAUUCAGUUUCAGGUGCAUGAUUGGUUCAUGCACACCAAUUCUACGACUGAGAAACAUGACAUCAAGCUUCCGCCCGGUGAUACAUGGAGUGACUCGCAGAUGAGCGUAGAAGCUACGCAAGCGGAUGAGAUCUUGGAUGACACCGACAAGAAAUCCCCUGCUUAUAGGAAUGAGAACACACAUUGGUGGGACGGCUCCCAAAUCUAUGGAUCCAGUGAAGCCCGCACCAAAGAGCUGCGCGGCCUUGCAAAGAAUGGCAAGCUUGAGGUCGACGAGCAGAAGGUAGUUACUUACCUACCUCGUGAUGAGAAUGGCGUACCUCGGACCGGUUUCUACACAAAUUGGUGGCUAGGGCUGGAAAUGCUCCACACACUCUUUGUGCUCGAGCAUAAUGCAAUCUGCGAUGAUUUGGCCAAGGAGUACCCUGACUGGGAAUCCGAAAGAAUAUUCGACACCGCUAGACUAGUAAAUUGCGCACUGAUGGCGAAGAUUCAUACAACCGAGUGGACGCCUGCCAUCCUCGGCCAUCCAGCCCUGCAAAUCGCAAUGAACGGCAACUGGUGGGGGGUCCUAGGCGAGAAGCUGUACAAACUUCUCGGCCGCGUCGCCCCAGGAGAAUCCAUAUCCGGAAUUCCUGGCUCUGGCGCCGAGCAGCACGGCGCGCCAUACUCGCUGACAGAAGAGUUCGUCUCGGUAUACCGCAUGCAUCCUCUAAUUCCAGACAAUAUAGCCUUUUUCUCUGCCGCAACCGGCGAGCACAAGAAAACUUACCCUAUUAGGGGCGUUGCGUUUGGAGAGGCGCGAGCACCGCUUACAGAGCAGAGUCUCGGCUUCGAAGACAUCUUCUAUAGCUUUGGCAUCAAUUUUCCCGGCGCGGUCACUGUGAACAACACACCUGACUUCCUCCGGGAUCUGCACACGCCUGAAGGCCGCCACGUUGACAUGGGUACCCUCGACAUCCUGCGUGAUCGCGAACGCGGCAUCCCGCGGUACAACAAGUUCCGCGAGCUGUUCCACAUGAAGCCUGUGGCCUCCUUUCUCGAGCUCACCGGUGGCAACACCGAAGUAGCCGCGAAGCUUGACAAGGUAUACGAGGGCGACGUCAAUAAGGUCGAUCUUCUAGUUGGCUGUCUGUGCGAGCCGCUGCCAAAGGGCUUCGGCUUCAGCGACACAGCGUUUAGAGUGUUUAUCUUGAUGGCGAGUCGGAGGCUCAAGAGCGAUAGAUUUAUUGCGACGGAUUGGAAUGAGGACACGUACAGCAAGGCUGGUAUGCACUGGGUGCAGUAUAAUGGCAUGAAGGACGUGUUGACGAGGCAUUUCCCGGUGUUGGGUGAGAGCUUGAAGGGGAUUAAAAACCCAUUUGCGCCGUGGACGAAGAUUGGGAAGAGUGGCGAGUACAAAGGAGAAGAGACGAAUGCUUGAGUGGUCAGUGUGGAUGGGUACCGUCUACGCUACAAUCGGAUCUCAAUUCAGUCUAGGCAGCAAUCCGG